GAUCAAUCUUUAUUGCUCCAGCUACUGAUGCUAGCUGGCUAGUUUAGCUCGUGCUGCUGGCUCAGGGACAAGCUUAAGGAAGCCACUGCAAGAGGAGAGCUAUUCACCCUACACUGAUUUAUUCCCUGUUUUUGUGGGACUGACACUCUGAGACGAUGCAGCUGAAUCUUCCUGUCCUGACUCUUUGCCUUCUGGGCACAGCAGUCCUGUGUGUAGCACAGUCAGUCACACCAAAAACUGCCAAACCCACACCUGGCCCAGGCACCACUACCACAGCUGGAACUGGAACAACCACAGCUGCCGGAACUGGAUCGACUACAGCUGCCGGAACUGGAUCGACCACAGCUGCCGGAACUGGAACAACCACAGCUGCCGGAACUGGAACAACCACAGCUGCCGGAACUGGAACAACCACAGCUGCCGGAACUGGAUCAACCGCCACUACUACGAAAACCACUUUAGCUCCCACUAAAUCCACACCUUCUGUGGGUGGAGAGGGAGAAGGGCUUACAUCUGGCGCUAUAGCCGGAAUUGCCAUUGGCUCUAUCGCUGGGGUGGCUGCUGUUGGUGGUGGUAUCUUUGGUGGGCUGAAGUACAUGGGGAAGAUCUGAGACCAGUUAUUGGCAAACAAAAAUGUAAAUGGUUAUGGAUUGUAAACUAAAACAUUUCAUCCCGAUGCUGUUAACUGGACAAUAAAAUGUCCUUUUGUCUGAAAGGCUCAAAUCAGAAUAUGACAGUGGCUAUGAUAUGAUGAUGAUAUGGGCCCAGAGGAAGACAGAAAAGUUAAUUUGAACUUUGCUCUGUUAUUUUGAUUGUCUGGCUGAGAAUCCAGUAGUAAUCUUUAGUUGAUCAAAAAACUUUUGGUUGUGAUAGAAAAUGUAUUUUAAUAUAUUUUCAUGUUGUUGUCUUUAAUGGCAGUAAAAUAAUAAUCUGCACUUUUAAAUAGAAUGGACAGUCCUUGACUAAUGGAGUGUUUGAUUUAAAAUAAUGAAUGUACUUUGUGUCAUAAUUGUGGUCUUUUGGAUUUCAAUAUUUAGGGUAGCUAACAAUAACGAGCCAGAUUUUAUAAUAACUUUUUUUAUUUUUUAUGAUGGUAGUUGUGGAGCCUGUGCAGCUCCUGAGGUUUCAGAUAAAAAUAAAUUGUCACUAGAUUUUAAAGAUUAAGAAAAAUUGUCUGCUUUCUCAAAAAAAAGAAAAAAGAAACUUUGUAAAUUAAUACAGACAUUUUUAAAGACGUAGUUUAUUUUCUUAUCAUUAACUGGGCUUUUGAACCCAAAUUCUGUAUUCCCUGUAUUCAGAGGAAAGGCUUUGAAAUCACUCUAUACAUUUAAUAAAUAACUGUUUCCCAUCUU
Molecule: messenger RNA, 1352 nt
Organism: Epinephelus lanceolatus (giant grouper)
Lineage: Eukaryota; Metazoa; Chordata; Actinopteri; Perciformes; Serranidae
Source: RefSeq, a predicted model, not a curated record